Molecule: messenger RNA, 2135 nt
Organism: Chinchilla lanigera (long-tailed chinchilla)
Lineage: Eukaryota; Metazoa; Chordata; Mammalia; Rodentia; Chinchillidae
Gene: Nusap1
Product: nucleolar and spindle associated protein 1
Exons: 12
Coding region: 215-1546 (443 amino acids)
Biological process (GO): mitotic cytokinesis; establishment of mitotic spindle localization; mitotic chromosome condensation
Cellular component (GO): nucleolus; microtubule; mitotic spindle
Molecular function (GO): microtubule binding
Source: RefSeq, a predicted model, not a curated record
UCUUGGAUCCUCAUUGGCCAACAGAAACCAUAGGCGUUCCCGCGCUGUCUUCCUAGACCACCCUUAUUCCUUUCGGCGCCUGCGUAGUGAUGCAUCCUUCAUUUAAACUGGUUAUAAAGUUUCGCUGGAUUUACGCACCCUGUGGCGCCAGAGUUUUGAACGCCGCCCUUCAGGCCAGUGUGCUGAUCCUCUGUGUCGUCUGGAGUGCCAGAACAUGAUGACCGUGCCCUCCGCGGAGGAGCUAGGCUCCUUGAAAUACAGCGACUUACAGAAUUUGGCCAAGAGGCUGGGCCUCCGGGCUAACCUGAGGGCAAACAAGCUGUUAAAGGCUUUGAAAACCCACCUUAAACAGGAAGCACAACAGGAAAAUAAGAAUCAGGAUGAAAGUCAAGCUUUUGCAUCCUCCUGUGAUGAGACUGAGGCACAGAUUACCAGCGGGGAACAAGCCGAGAAGGAGCCAGUGGACCAUAUCACCAAAACAAGGAGGCGGCGCAAGACAGUCCACAGGGACCCUGUCUCCCAGGAUCAUUCUGAGAUAAGCCUGAGUCAUUUCACCGAGUUGCAGAAUCAAGAAGACCAGGAAAACUGGGAUCUUGGAACUACUGGAAAAAUCUCUUCUCUACCAGACAAGAGCCUUGGAGAAGAGUAUGCAGUUUCCUCAGGAAAAGCUGAAAUAAAUGCUAAUGAAGACUCAAAGGAACCUUCAGAAAAACGUUCUCACUAUACAGAUGGAUUUUCCAAACUUGGGAACAAGAAAAGAACUGCAGUCACUACCCCAAACUUUAAAAAGCUCCAUGAGGCUCAUUUUAAGGAAAUGGAGUCCAUUGAUGAAUAUAUUAAGAGAAGAAAGAAACACCACUCAUCUCAUGAACUGAAGAAGCAGCCCAGCAGGGAGCGAGGGGUAAUGACACCUGUGCCUCCAGGAAGCCUCUCCGUGGCUUGCACUCCCGCCAGCCAGCGGCGCUCGCAAGGCCAGGCCCAAGGCCCUGCCAGGAGGAGCGCUAUGAGUCUGAAAGGGUCCGUGAAGCACGCUGGUCUCUCAGCGACGAAAAUGAACGUCAGGUUUUCAGCUGCUACUAAAGAUAAUGAGCAUAAGCGUUCGCUGACCAAGACUCCAGCCAGAAAGUCUCCACAUGUGACCAUGUGUGGGAACACGGCAAAAGGCCAGGCUGUGUUUGGGACACCCAUGCUAAAGACCAACAAGGGGAAUUCUGCUGCUGCUGUUAUUACCCCAUUCAAGCUGACAACCGUGGGGACGCAGACUCCUGUCUCCAGUAAGAAGCCUGUAUUUGAUCUCAAAGCAAGUUUGUCUCGUCCGCUCAACUAUGAGCCACAUAAAGGAAAGUUGAAACCAUGGGGGCAAUCUAAAGAAAAUAAUUCUCUGAAUGAACAUAUGAGCAGAGUGAGUUUCCAUAAGAAAACUUACAAACAACCUCCUCUCCAGACCAGGGAAGAGCAACGGAAGAAACACGAGCAAGAACGGAAGGAGAAGAAAGCCAAGGUUCUGGGAGCUCGCAGGGGCCUCAUUAUGGUUAAAGAUAAAUGAUUUUUAACCCCUGUAAAUACUACUUCAUUCUGAAUUCCCUUUCCUUCUAUAAAUAUUUCUAUACUGUCCUCCCUGUUUUUCUACAGACUUUUGUUCAUUAUCUAUGUAGUGUCUGUGAGUUCGUGUCCCACAGCUCUGAAAGGAGUAAAUGUCUUAAAGCUCAUAAAUUCUGUAGAGUGGCUUUAAAGUAAGUCUUUGUACAGCUCAAUUUUCUGAUGAGACCCAUCCCAGAUUCUUAACCUAGACCUGUAAUGUCAAUGUCCUCCUGCUUGCUGGUGCUAAUAUUAAGAGACUGGCAGUCCUUCCAGCUGAGAGCAUCUACCCAAGCGCAGUGAGUUGGACAAGCUUCAACAGAACCUGAACAACGGAAGUGAAUGGGAAAAGCUGGGGUAGGAAGGCUACCCCUUCCUCCUCUACAGAAGCUACUAAUCUUAAAUGAGCUAGUCCCAUGGUUUUGGUGAUAGCAUCAAGAUUUUUCCUGCGUGAAAAACGUUUUGUUUAGGAGUAUAAGCGCCUUUGUGUUUCUUUAUGUAAUUGCCAUUUGUUACUUGCGGUAUUCUUAGAAAUAAAAUUCUACAGCUGACUCUCA